Drosophila busckii is the source of this 2287-nucleotide messenger RNA. It is a transcript of the gene PhKgamma, whose product is annotated as phosphorylase b kinase gamma catalytic chain, skeletal muscle/heart isoform. Gene Ontology annotation, biological process: glycogen biosynthetic process; protein phosphorylation. Gene Ontology annotation, cellular component: phosphorylase kinase complex. Gene Ontology annotation, molecular function: calmodulin binding; phosphorylase kinase activity; ATP binding. The coding region runs from base 1028 to 2287 and encodes 419 amino acids. The transcript has 10 exons. The record is from RefSeq and is a predicted model, not a curated record. Lineage: Eukaryota; Metazoa; Arthropoda; Insecta; Diptera; Drosophilidae.
CGAUACUUAUUGAUAAUUCUAGCUUAACGAUACAUCGGUACUUAUUACAUUAUCGAUGAGUAGUCAUGCGCAAAGUGCAGCCGAUAGUGGCAAAACACUCGAUAGCCAAUCGAUUUGUUCGACAGUCCGAGCUCUUCGACAAAUAAAUAAAGUAGUUGUAUUGUGAUUGUGUUGUGUCCAAAAUAGAGAGUUUUACAGCUAAUUUAAUUCGCCGAAUCCAAUCAAAAGUUAUGCCCGAAUACGCAGCAUCCUCGCCAGCAGCUAGCCGUGUGCUUGUUGACACUCGUUAUUAAUUAAAUCAGCAAGCGAAGAAGCUACACCAGCAGCAGCAGCAACAGCUGAGUCUGAGUCCAAGAGCGCGAGAGAUUGUGUAUGAAGGUGCAUGUGUGGAAAUGAGAGAGAAACAGACGUUCCCGGCAUACAACUUCUAUUGCUAAAAAAUUUAGCAACGAUUCUUACAAAAAGUCAGCACCAGACCAAGCUGCAAAACACCGGCCCGCCGCAGGCGACCGCGACGUUAACAGCGACUGCGACUGCGACGUCAACGACAACGAACUGUUGGUUUUUGAAAGCAAGGAAAACUCAACAUCGAAGCAGGCAGCGGCAGCGGCAGCGGCGGCAACAGCAGUAGAAGUAGAAGUAGCGGCACUUUUCAGUCGCAGUCGCAAGCAAGAACUUUGGCACAAUUCGUGCAUUCAUCACCGCAGCAGCAACACGCCGCAAGCAACGUUUUUAAAAAUAGUAACGCACGUUGAAUGAACAGAUAUAAUAAGAGCGAAACGGACCGAGCGAAAAGAGACAGACAGAGACAUAGACAUAGAGAGAGAGACAGUGUUUGAAAGCAGAGCGUGUAGUACUAUAUGUAUGUUAAUCCAAAUUUGAGCAAUCUGCCGCCCACAUAAUAUUGCGGAUCUGCAUUGCGCUUGGCAUAAAGAGAGUGUAAAAAGGAAAGAUUUAGACUCGUAGACGACGCGCUGCUGCUGUUACUUCACUCUCUAAGAACGCCGCCAAAAUUUCGCUAGAUCUAAUGGCCAAGGACGAGGAGGAUGAUCUGCUGCCCGAUAAGGAUGCGGCCAAGGGCUUCUAUGCCAAAUAUGAACCCAAAGAGAUAUUGGGCAGAGGCAUCAGUUCCACGGUGCGCCGCUGCAUUGAAAAGGAAACUGGCAAGGAGUUUGCGGCCAAGAUCAUCGAUCUGGGCGCCACCACGGAGGCGGGUGAAACAAAUCCAUAUCAUAUGCUCGAGGCAACACGACAGGAAAUCUCAAUAUUACGCCAAGUGAUGGGGCAUCCCUACAUAAUCGACUUGCAGGACGUAUUUGAGUCGGAUGCAUUUGUAUUCCUUGUAUUCGAGCUGUGUCCCAAGGGCGAGCUCUUCGACUACCUCACAUCUGUGGUGACGCUGUCCGAGAAGAAGACACGCACCAUUAUGCGUCAAAUAUUCGAGGGCGUUGAGUAUAUACACGCCAAGAAUAUUGUGCAUCGCGAUCUGAAGCCGGAGAACAUAUUGCUCGAUGAGAAUCACAAUGUAAAGAUCACAGAUUUUGGCUUUGCCAGGCAGCUGCAUGAGGGCGAGAAACUUACAGAUUUGUGCGGCACGCCGGGCUACCUGGCGCCCGAGACGCUGAAGUGCAACAUGUUCGAGGGCUCGCCAGGCUAUUCACAGGAAGUGGAUAUUUGGGCCUGCGGCGUCGUUAUGUUCACGCUGCUUGUCGGCUGUCCGCCUUUCUGGCAUCGCAAGCAGAUGGUUAUGUUGCGCAACAUUAUGGAAGGCAAAUACAGCUUCACCUCACCCGAAUGGGCCGAUAUUUCUGAGGAUCCGAAAGAUCUGAUACGAAAAUGUCUAGUCGUGGAUCCAGCGCAACGCAUCACCGUCAAGGAAGUAUUAAGACAUCCAUUCUUCAAUCAAAUGUUAUUCGAGCAAAAUAUUGAUGGCCUCAAGCGCAGCCUGUCGACCAAGUCCAGAAGAAUGAGUCGCAUCACUGAAAUCGCACUGCUGCGGAAACAAAGUCGCUUCAAUGCGCGCAAAAAGUUCCAAUUCGCCAUAUUAGUGAUACGCGCUGUUAUUAGAAUACGCCGCCUGCGCUUUACGGCUGAGCCGCUUCAUGUCGAGGAGGCCAUACGUGAUCCAUAUCGUGUCAAGGUGCUGCGAAAGGUUAUAGAUGGAUGUGCCUUCCGUGUUUACGGUCAUUGGGUGAAGAAGGGUGAGGGCCAGAAUCGUGCCGCUCUAUUCGAAAAUACUCCGCGCACCGAGCUCCACGCGCUCUACAUUAAUAAUCUCAGUCGAUAG